GAGUAGUGAGUGAAAGAAACGGGGCGGGGCUGAGGCCAAGGAGAGGUUGGGCUACGUCCUGAAUGUUCCCGAUACAGAGGAUUUUGAAACUGCCUUCAGCUCGUCCGAAAUGGCUGACUCUCCUCUCUGCUGCUCGAAAUUUCUCCAGACACAGAAUCUUGCCUGUUUCCUCACAAACCCACACUAUGGCAGCCUCAUCAAUGCAGAUGGCCAUGCUGAAGUAUGGACAGAUUGGAAUGAUAUGUCCAAGUUUUUCCAGUACGGAUGGAGAUGCACUACUAAUGAGAAUUCUUAUUCAAAUCGUACCUUGAUAGGCAACUGGAACCAAGAAAGAUAUGACCUAAGGAAUAUCGUACAGCCCAAACCCUUGCCUUCCCAGUUUUGCCACUACUUUGAAACAACAUAUGACACAAGCUACAAUAACAAAAUGCCAUUUUCAACCCAUAGAUUUAAGCGAGAGCCUCACUGGUUCCCAGGACAUCAACCUGAACUAGAUCCUCCUCGAUACAAAUGCACAGAAAAGUCAACUUAUAUGAAUAGCUAUUCAAAGCCUCAAAUUGGGCAUUUCUCUAGUUGUGUGUGGGAUCCAAAUAUUGAUCAAUUUCAGGGUCCAGGAUUCUAAAAAGGGAUAAGACGCUUAGUUUUUCCAGAGUAGAAUGUAGGAGGGAGCACAUUCUAAGCACAACUAAAAAUUUAGCUCACUGUAACACAGUUUCACUCCCCUAAUAAACAAAGCACAAAGUACAGAAAAUAUUUUCUAUUCCUUUUUUUGUUUUAACCAAGAUUUGAAUGUCAAAUUUAAGUU
This is a messenger RNA of Cynocephalus volans (Philippine flying lemur), 805 nucleotides long. It is a transcript of the gene CFAP68, whose product is annotated as cilia and flagella associated protein 68. Bases 110 to 622 code for a protein of 170 amino acids. The record is from RefSeq and is a predicted model, not a curated record. NCBI's taxonomy places the organism in Eukaryota, Metazoa, Chordata, Mammalia, Dermoptera, Cynocephalidae. Gene Ontology annotation, cellular component: nucleus. The transcript has 4 exons.